AUGGAGCUCACCAGUUCCUCCAGCGAGGACAAACGCCCCCAGUUUGGCAACCGCUUGCUCACGGAUGCAGAUGAUGUAUUCGAACAUAACGCAUGGGACAACGUCGAGUGGACAGAAGAGCAGCGGGCAGCAGCUCGAUGCAAAGUUGCUGAGGCCGCUGAAAACAGAGUCGAUGAUUCGAGUAGAAAACAUUACGAGGACGAGGCGGCGAAUUACUGGGACAAAUUCUACGACGUGCACACAAACCGCUUCUUCAAGGAUCGUCAUUGGCUAUUCACGGAGUUCCCUGAGCUUCUUCCCCAAAACCAGCAGACCGACUCGCCGAACGGGACUCACCCUGGAGGAAACGAUUUAGAAAAAGCUGCGGAGUCAUAUCCCGGUCAAGGCGCACGCUAUCGUGUCUUCGAGAUGGGCUGUGGCGUAGGAAACACUAUAUUCCCGUUGCUCCUCAUCAACAAGAAUCCCGAUCUCCACGUGUACUGCGCGGACUUUUCUCCGAAAGCGAUCGAAGUACUGUCUUCGCACAAAGAUCUGGACCGGGCUCGCUGUACUCCGUUCGUUUGUGAUGCUACGGCUGAAGACUGGGGGACGCCUUUCCCUGAAGAGUCCUUGGAUGUCAUAUUAUUCAUAUUUGUCUUGAGCACCAUAUCGCCCGAAAAGUUCGAGCAUAUCGCGCGGAAGAGCUUCAAGUACCUCAAACCGGGCGGGCUCCUGCUCUUCAGAGACUACGGUCGUUUCGAUAUGGCGCAGCUGAGAUUCAAGAAAGGCAAAUGCCUCGACGACAACUUCUACGUCAGGGGUGACGGCACCCGAUCUUAUUUUUUCACCCAAGGUAACUAUCGAAAGCUCUGAUUCUUAACGAACAAAAU
This is a messenger RNA of Galendromus occidentalis (western predatory mite), 869 nucleotides long. RefSeq names its product methyltransferase-like protein (gene Mettl2). The record is from RefSeq and is a predicted model, not a curated record. Gene Ontology annotation, molecular function: tRNA (cytidine-N3)-methyltransferase activity. Bases 1 to 852 code for a protein of 283 amino acids. NCBI's taxonomy places the organism in Eukaryota, Metazoa, Arthropoda, Arachnida, Mesostigmata, Phytoseiidae. The transcript is spliced from 6 exons.